AUGUCCGCCCCGAUAUCGACCAAGCUCCACGGUGAGACGGGGGACAUCGGGACCAAGGACGAAGAGGUCUUCCGCGCGCUCGGCCAACCGCCAAUACUGGACGAUGUCGACAUCGGCGAACCCCCUGAUGGCGGGUCCCAGGCCUGGACCAAUGUCUGCUGCUCAUGUUUGCUCAUGUUCACCGUCUUUGGCUUUCAGAACGGUCUUGGCCAGCUCCAGACUUAUUACAGCGAGCACCAGCUAGCAGCCUACUCGACGUCGGCCAUAUCCUGGAUCCCAGCGAUCCAUUCGUUCCUGACAUACAUCGGUUCCCUAUUCGCAGGGCGGUACUUUGACUCGCACGGACUGACGCUACUGCUGCGUACUGGAUCGAGCAUGAUUGUCAUAUCGCUCGUUGCCCUUGCAUUCUGUCAAGAGUACUAUCAGAUCAUGCUGGCUCAUUGCAUGUACGGACUCGGCGCUACCAUGCUGUAUACACCGGGUAUCUCGGUGACGAGUCACUGGUUCAAAAAGCGGCGGAGCUCGGCCAUGGGGCUGGUCAUUUGCGGCGCGGGCCUAGGUGGAGUGCUGUAUCCCAUCAUGUUCAGAGAGCUGUUCGCGCGACUCAGCUUCCGGAACACUUGCCUGAUCGUUGCCGCUAUAAAUGCUGCCCUCCUCGCCCCCACCCUCUUCUUCAUGAAGACCAGACUACCGCCUCGAUCACUCCGGUCUUUACGCCAAGUCGCUACGGCCUUCAAGGAAGUCCGGUAUUUGUGCUUCUUCAUCGGCCUGUUCAUCGUAAUGAUCAACCUCUUCGUCCCGUUCUUCUUCGCUCCCACCCUAGCCACGUCCAACGGUCUCCCCGCCCCCCUCCCCUCAUACUCCAUCGCCAUUCUCCAAACCGGCGCCUUCUUCGGCCGUGUCGCCUGCGGCUAUCUCGCAGACUGGCUAGGCAUCUGGCGGGUAUUCACAACAUGCGGCGUCGGAUCGGCUAUCAUUGUCCUGGCCCUCUGGAUACCCAAGCUCAAUACGGGCGGGACGAUCUUUGCGCUCUUAUCCUUCGGCGCGGUCGGCGCGGCGUGGGUCGCCCUGGCCUCGGCAUCAUGUGCAUCCAUCAGCAAGCCGGAGGAAAUCGGAGGACGGUUGGGAAUGAUGUGGAGCUUGGGGGCGUUCGCUAUUUUGGCUGGUCCGCCCAUUGCGGGAGAGCUGGUCAAGAUGGACAACGGCGGAUUCACAUCGGCGGGUAUCUUUUGCGGGGCGAGUUAUCUCUUGGGGAGUUUCAUCAUUGUCUUGCCGACUAUCUUGGGUCGCUUCGGAUACAGUAGAGAUUAUAUAGGUAGAUAA
Messenger RNA from Dioszegia hungarica, 1323 nucleotides. Its product is annotated as major facilitator superfamily domain-containing protein. Gene Ontology annotation, biological process: transmembrane transport. Gene Ontology annotation, cellular component: fungal-type vacuole membrane. Bases 1 to 1323 code for a protein of 440 amino acids. The record is from RefSeq and is a predicted model, not a curated record. Gene Ontology annotation, molecular function: transmembrane transporter activity. Lineage: Eukaryota; Fungi; Basidiomycota; Tremellomycetes; Tremellales; Bulleribasidiaceae. The transcript is spliced from 6 exons.